This is a messenger RNA of Camellia sinensis, 669 nucleotides long. RefSeq lists its product as uncharacterized. Lineage: Eukaryota; Viridiplantae; Streptophyta; Magnoliopsida; Ericales; Theaceae. The record is from RefSeq and is a predicted model, not a curated record.
AUGUUGUACUUAAAAGAACAAGGCAUUUUAGUUUCUAAAAAUAGUGAUGUUGAUGAAAUCGAUUCUAUUAUGCUUUCGAUGCUUCCUGGAGAGAUGAAAACUUUUAACAGUACUGAUAAAUUGUGUCCAACAGAAAGUGAGAUCAAUGUUCAAGACAUGAACCCUCCUGAACUUUUGCAUUCUUUGAAUUUACUAAGACUCCCAAAUCAUUGUUUGCAAUUGAAAGUUGGAACACCAAUAAUGCUUUUAAGAAAUGUUAACCAAUCUUUGGGAUUAUGCAAUGGCACUCGAUUAAUUGUUGAUAAGAUGGGAAAUCGAGUAAUUGAAGCUAGAGUUAUUACAAGGUCUAGAGUUGGUGAGAAAGUACCACUUUCAUGUAUUGUUUUAACAUCUUCCAAAAAUCAUGCUCCUUUUACAAUGAAAAGAAGGCAAUUUCCAAUAAAGUUGGCAUUUGCUAUGACAAGAAGUAAGAGUCAAGGGCAAACUUUGAAGAAUGUGGGCCUUUAUCUUCUGAAUCCAGUCUUCUCCCAUGGCCAAUUGUAUGUAGCUUUAUCAUGUGCCACCUCUCCAUCAGGCUUAAAGGUGUUGAUUAUUAAUAAACAAGGCAUACCGGAUGAUGUCACAAAAAAUGUAGUUUACAUAAAAGUUUUUAGUAGCAUUGAUCAAUAA